AUGUCUACCACUCCCGGAGUCUCGUACAAGAACGGCAAGAAGGUCUUCAUCCCGCUCGAGAACAACCCCGAGGUAUUCAACAAGCUCAUCCACAAUCUCGGCGUGUCUGAGAAACUCGGCUUCUACGAUGUCUACAGCGUCGAUGAGCCAGACCUGCUGGCCAUGAUUCCCCGCCCCGUCCACGCUCUCAUCUUCAUAACCCCCACGCCCAUGUACUACCGCGUGCGCGAGAAUGAUCCUGGCUCCGAGGAGUUGACCUACGACGGCUCCGGCCCUAAUGAGCCCGUCACUUGGUAUAAGCAGACUAUCGGCAACGCUUGUGGUCUCAUUGCUCUUCUCCACAGCCAAGCUCUCCCUCUCAAGCCACUACCCCGUGCCGACCUUUUGUACAAUUCUGCCGAGCUGGAGAAGGCUCACAUGGCCGCCGCAGUUACGGGCGAUACCGUGGCCCCUGCUAGCCAGGAGCCAGUUGGUUACCACUUCAUCAGCUUCGUCAAGGGGGAGAACGGGCACCUGUAUGAUCUUGAAGGAGGCUGGGGAGGCCCUAUCGACCGGGGCGUGCUGGCUGAUGACGAGGAUCUCCUCAGCGACAAGGCGUUGGAGGCUACUGUUAAGAAGUUUACCAAUGCCGCUGAUGGAAACCUCGAGUUCAGCAUCAUCGCUCUGGCGACUGUGCCCGAUGAGAAUUAG
This is a messenger RNA of Fusarium vanettenii 77-13-4, 690 nucleotides long. RefSeq lists its product as uncharacterized. The transcript has 2 exons. Gene Ontology annotation, cellular component: cytoplasm. Gene Ontology annotation, biological process: ubiquitin-dependent protein catabolic process; protein deubiquitination. Gene Ontology annotation, molecular function: cysteine-type deubiquitinase activity. The record is from RefSeq and is a predicted model, not a curated record. Bases 1 to 690 code for a protein of 229 amino acids. Lineage: Eukaryota; Fungi; Ascomycota; Sordariomycetes; Hypocreales; Nectriaceae.